Molecule: messenger RNA, 1299 nt
Organism: Dichotomopilus funicola
Lineage: Eukaryota; Fungi; Ascomycota; Sordariomycetes; Sordariales; Chaetomiaceae
Exons: 4
Coding region: 1-1299 (432 amino acids)
Source: RefSeq, a predicted model, not a curated record
AUGGCUCCCCAAGACGUAACCCCUGAGCGCCUCCCCGCAUUCAAUCCUCCAGGCUGGCCGUUUGUCGACGAUAAUUUGAAUGCCAAACAGAAGGCAGCGUGGUCGAAGCAAGUGUCGACCUGGAUGCAAAGCCAGAUAACGGCUAAGGAUCCGGACGAUGGUUCACCAUUGACAGGCGGUGGGGGGGUCCUCCGAACUCCGCUCAAGCAGUUCUUCAACGGCACCGUCACUCCUUACAUAACGACACAACCUCCUACAACCGUCUCUUGGAAUGCAUUCCCUGGACUUAUCGCAAGACAAGACCCCAACAACCGUUGGCUAAAGGUCGAAGGCCACCGAGAUCUCAUGGACGAGUAUCUGGAGUGGACCACAAAAAUUGACUCCAAUAAAAGGGUCCAAUACAUUGUUUUCACCUGUGAAGGCUUUGAGUACUUCUCCUUCCUGGGACGCGAGAACCCAUACGGUCUGGUCGACCUGUACAGAAAAUCGAAUCCUGAUUUCGCUGAUCAGAUCAAGAAGGAGGACUUGCUUGACAAGGAUGGCAAAUAUCAACCGUACAACAAGUGGAAUGGAGUACUCGCCAACAUUCCGGGCCAACCGGAGACAGGCCUUACGUCAGUGAAUCCCGGAUCUAUUAUGCAUCUUGCUCAAGUGAACAACACUCUAAGUGCAGAGGUCGAUAUCGCCGGACAAGCCACCGUCCUCCGCAAGAACCCGGACGGCCAGCCCAUUACGGACCAAACCACGCUUUGCAACUGUUCCAAGUAUGGGAACGCAUACCGGAACUCGGAUCCCACGAUUGGCAUUGGCGUCAACACACUCGCCCGGAACGGUAACCUCAUCUCGGUCGCCGACCCCGUGGCGAUCUACAUGGUGGAAUUCAACACAGCCAACUUCCGGCUCGACGUCGACGGCAGUUCCCAGGAUCUGCAGGAUAUCCCGGACGGCACCUUCACCUGGGUGCGGGGCGACAUCAACAAGAAGAUGGGUCUUCGUCUCAAGGUCGAAAUCCCGAAAGGUACCAUGGGUACAGGCCAGAAUGAAGGCCGGGAGUUAACCGUCAGCGAUAUCUUCGACACCAACACUAGCAAAUACAUCGAGUUUGGCGGCCAGUUUGCCGACUAUGUCACCAUGGGUGUCAGCGCCGUGGUUAUCAAGGGCGACAACGCUGCCCCGGCGGAAUUCUGCCCAGCGGUUCCCAAACCCAAAGAUGGUGACCACGAAGGCAUUGAUGGUCUUGCUGUGGGUGCUGGCCCUAAGAAAACCCCGCAGGGUCUCCAUACUGCCCGGAGGCUGUAA